Molecule: messenger RNA, 2299 nt
Organism: Cladophialophora immunda
Lineage: Eukaryota; Fungi; Ascomycota; Eurotiomycetes; Chaetothyriales; Herpotrichiellaceae
Exons: 7
Coding region: 483-2075 (530 amino acids)
Biological process (GO): proteolysis
Molecular function (GO): serine-type carboxypeptidase activity
Source: RefSeq, a predicted model, not a curated record
CCAGAGAACCCGCUGCGGAGCUUUAUGCGACAGCUCUGUGCAAUAAGAAUACGUCGUCCCGCACACAAAGGGCUCACUCAUCACUGCCAAGCUCUGGCAAAGGUCGUUCGGGGAUUCAACAAGCACCACCUAACGGGUCGAACACAAGCUUGUCGUAACCGCAGUACCGCUAUCGGCAUCAGGCUUCCCGCGACGCUCCAGCGGGCAAUACAACGCGGUAUUGGCCAAUGACUUGCUCUGGUCUUCUAUCUGAAGAGGGGCGUCUCUGCAUUGGCUGGGUCGGCACGAGAGCCUGACCUAGCCAUCAGAGUUGCUCUAGCUGUGCACUACUCUCCAAGGUUCGUGCUACACAAGAUCUUCUGACAGGGUAGCAUUGUGGUAUGAUGACAUCUCUCGCUUGUUGCGGUUCAUAUUUGGUGGAAGCUGCACCUUUACUCGGACGUCAAUUCUCGUUCAAGCUCAGUUCGUCACAAUAGAAGAACAUGAUGUUCAAGCGCUGGGAUAUCCUUCUGCUAGUCGGCACCUUCCUGCUGUCCGCCGUCUCUGGCCAUCGCCGUGAUGUUUCUCGAAACCGAGGGUAUACUGCGAAAGCACUGGAGGAUAUGCGAACCAGGUCUCUCUAUGGCAGGGAUACCCCGCCAGCACAACGACUGUACUAUACGAAUGCGACCGAGAAAUAUUACGUCGAGUCUCUGCCCGACAUCCCCAAGACCUUUAUGACCGAGAUGUACUCGGGUGUUAUUCCCCUUAACAUGUCGGAUAACAGCCGUGGCAUGUUUUUCGUCUUCCAGCCUCGUGUGGGGCCACCAGUUGAGGAGAUCACUAUUUGGUUCAAUGGCGGUCCAGGCUGUAGCUCUCUCGAAGGGUUUCUUCAAGAGAAUGGCCGCAUUCAAUGGUCUUGGGGACAGUAUUCACCAGGAAUCAAUCCCUACUCAUGGGUGAACUUGACGAACAUGCUUUGGGUCGAGUAUCCAAUCGGCGUGGGCUUCUCACGAGGCGAGCCGACCGCCACGAAUGAGGAAGAGCCUGCGGCUGAAUUCAUCGAAUUCUUUCGCAACUUCCAGACGAUUUUCAACAUCAGCGACUACAAGAUAUAUGUCACGGGCGAGAGCUAUGCCGGCCGAUACGUCCCGUAUGUCGCGAAUGCGAUGCUUGAUCAGAACGAUACUACGCAUUUUAACCUUUCAGGUGCUUUGGUCUACGAUCCGUGCAUCGGCUCCUAUGACUACCUCAACGCCAUAGCGAUAUACCCAUACAUUCAACAGAACAACAACUUCAUGGGGUUCAACGACACGUUCGUGGAUCAUCUCGCCCAGCGCGACCAGACCUGUGGAUACUCGCAGUACCGCGAGAACUUCCUGCAGUUCCCGCCCAACGGCACACAGCCGGCGCUGUAUCUCAAUGCGACGGCCGACCCGGACUGCGACCUGUGGGAUCUCGUGUAUGAUAGCGCCUACAGCGUCAAUCCGUGCUUCAACGUCUACGAACCGAACCUGCAGUGCCCCCUGCUCUCCGACCCUCUGGGGUUCCCCAGUGAUCUGAUCUAUUCCUAUCCCGGACUGCCGCCGUAUUUCAACCGCACCGACGUGAAGAAGGCCUUGCAUGUUCCCGUGGACAGUGACUGGACGCUGUGCACGGGGCCGGUCUUCGUCGGUGAGGGCGGACCACAAGACCUGGGGGAUCUGAGCCUCGACCCGAUCCAAGCUGUCCUCCCCAGAGUCAUUGAAGCGACAAACCGAGUCUUGGUGUCCAACGGUGCACUGGACAUGGACCUGCUCCUGAACGGGACCAUGCUCGCGAUCCAGAACAUGACCUGGAACGGCCAGCUGGGGUUCCAGACGGCGCCGUCCAAGCCCAUCGUCAUCACCAUCCCGGACGUCCAGUACCAGCAGGUCUUCACCGACAGCGGCUUCGACGGGCUGGACUUCCACCAGGGCGUGAUGGGCGUGCAGCACUUCGAGCGCGGGCUGAUGUGGGCCGAGACCUAUCUCAGCGGGCACAUGCAGCCUCAGUUCCAGCCCCGGAGCUCCUAUCGGCACCUGCAGUGGCUGCUGGGGCGGAUCGACGCGCUGUGAGGGGUAGCUUACGUGUGCGAGCGGGAUCGAUUUGACAGAGUUGACACCGUUAUCGUUUGCAGAAGAGCAAGCUCGGGGGGAUCACCCUGACACAGCAAAGAGACACUUCAGCCUGAUCAGCCCCCCCUUAGUCGAGCCUUCAACAGAUAUCUUUCCGGAUAUAAUACCCUAGCAAACUCAUCAUGUAGCUGCGUGCGGUGUAUAUAUAUAUAUAUAUAUAUGAG